This is a messenger RNA of Scatophagus argus, 1198 nucleotides long. RefSeq names its product actin-related protein 2/3 complex subunit 4. Gene Ontology annotation, cellular component: Arp2/3 protein complex; actin cytoskeleton. The record is from RefSeq and is a predicted model, not a curated record. Bases 154 to 660 code for a protein of 168 amino acids. NCBI's taxonomy places the organism in Eukaryota, Metazoa, Chordata, Actinopteri, Scatophagidae. Gene Ontology annotation, molecular function: actin filament binding. Gene Ontology annotation, biological process: actin filament polymerization; Arp2/3 complex-mediated actin nucleation. The transcript is spliced from 6 exons.
AGGCGUUGUAAUACGAACAAAGCAUCGCAUUUCUUCUGUGUGGGGAAAUCGCUAUAUAAAUCUAGCGCACCCCAUCUGUGCUCGACUAUGUAUGAUUUACGGAAGAGGAGUCCCAGGCGUGGCUGAGGAACUUCCGUCUUUUACGGCACAAAAAUGACAGCGACUCUGCGCCCCUACUUGAACGCUGUGAGGGCCACCUUGCAGGCCGCCCUCUGCCUGGAGAACUUCUCCUCUCAAGUGGUGGAGCGUCACAACAAGCCAGAGGUGGAAGUCAGGAGCAGCAAGGAGCUGCUACUUCAGCCGGUGGUGAUUAGCCGUAAUGACAAGGAGAAGGUUCUCAUCGAGGGAUCCAUCAACUCUGUCAGAGUCAGCAUCGCUGUCAAACAGGCCGAUGAGAUUGAGAAGAUCCUUUGCCACAAGUUCAUGCGCUUUAUGAUGAUGAGAGCAGAGAACUUCUUCAUUCUGAGGAGGAAACCAGUAGAGGGAUAUGAUAUUAGCUUCUUGAUCACUAACUUCCACACGGAGCAGAUGUACAAACACAAGCUGGUGGACUUUGUCAUCCACUUCAUGGAGGAGAUUGACAAGGAGAUCAGUGAGAUGAAACUGUCCGUUAAUGCCAGGGCCCGUAUUGUUGCCGAGGAAUUCCUCAAGAACUUCUGAUGACAGUGUUGUCCCCGGUCCCACACAAACUGGGAAGACGCUGCAAGGGCCAACCAGCACAAGAGUAAAGGAGUAAACAGCCAAUCAGCGAGGACACGAGAGGAACACGACCAAUCUGACGAUGACACCCUUUGCACCCAUCUCGAGUAUUUCCCAGUACUCAUGAAUAUCAAUGACUGUAUAUAAUGAAAUAUUUACCAGUUUCAUUUUCAGCCACUUAGAACAAAUCCCCAAACAAAGGCGGGUCCUUAAAGUAUUAAUCCAGUUGAUAUCCAUGAAUACAGGGGCACUGAGAACGUGUUGUUGCGAAGCAAACUCCCAGGUUUUUUGUAUUUUGUGUAUGUGAGUCCGUAUGUUCUGUCACUGUUGUUUCAAAUUUGUCUCCAAAAUUUCUCUGUUCAGGAAAUCCACAUUUGAGGAAAGUAGCCCGUGUGGUGUUUAAUCGUGGACAUGGAGCAAGAGCUGUCUGUAAAGAAGCCACCAAAGCCCAUGUAUGAGAAUACUGAAAAAUAAUAAAACUCUGUUGUUUAUACUUAAA